AUUUACGCCCUGUGAUAUAUGCCGCCUCAACGCCCGAACCUUCCCGACCCGCAUUCCAUAAAGAACCCUCAUCAUCAGCGCUCAUAACUAAUCAACGACCCCUGAUCGUUCAGAUUAUUACCCUUUUACCCUCCGUGUUUCCCUCAUCGCCUCCAUCUUCUAUCCCUGGCGCAGAAAAUUGGAAAAACAUUCCCAUCUACUUCUCCAAAACCAUGGCAAGAGGUUCCUCUCAGUCGCAGUCCUCCACUUCCUCCUCCACGUCCCGUCCUGGCGUCAUGGCUCCUCGCGGCUCCGCUGCGGCCACAGCCGGUAUGCGUCGCCGCAGGCUUGUUGGAGGCUCAGGCUCCGCCUCUGCCACAAGCUCCGCCGCCUCCGGUUCCGGAAGCAACAUGCUCCGAUUCUACACCGACGAUGCUCCAGGCUUGAAGAUCUCCCCUACCAUAGUCCUCGUCAUGAGUCUUUGCUUCAUUGGCUUUGUCACCGCUCUUCAUGUCUUCGGCAAGCUCUAUCGCUCCAAAACCGGAGCUGGACCAUGAUUCGUGACCCGAACCUGAUCUUGUUUUCGAAUAUCUGAUCGGCUCUUGAAUCGAUAACUGAAAUCCUACUGUUUUCCUCUUUUUUAGGUUGUCGUUUGACCGAUUUGGUUUUAGCGCUGUAAAUGAAGGAUGGCAAGGUUGUGAUUAUCUGGUGUUUUUGAUGCGGUGAAUUUUAAUAUCGUUCAUGUUAUUGCUUGCUUUUGGAAGGGAAAUGAAUCUGUUUCGUUUUUCCCCAACUUUUUUCUUGAAGUUCCAGAAAUGGCAGCUUUGUUCUUCCUUUUACUAGCUUUAUUGAAAACUCAAGACUUUUUGGGU
Molecule: messenger RNA, 851 nt
Organism: Theobroma umbraticum
Lineage: Eukaryota; Viridiplantae; Streptophyta; Magnoliopsida; Malvales; Malvaceae
Product: Preprotein translocase Sec, Sec61-beta subunit protein
Biological process (GO): intracellular protein transport
Cellular component (GO): Sec61 translocon complex
Source: RefSeq, a predicted model, not a curated record